AUGCCUCGCAAGGCGAUUGACUCGCGGAUUCCCGCUCUUAUCCGAAAUGGUGUGCAGGAAAAGAAGCGCAGCUUCUUCGUGGUCGUUGGUGACCAUGCUAAGGACGUGAUUGUGCACCUUCAUUACAUUAUGUCCAGUGUGGACGUGAAGCAGAACAAGUCGGUGCUUUGGGCUUACAAGAAGGACCUCCUUGGAUUCACAAGUCACCGGAAGAAGCGCGAAAUGAAGAUCAAGAAGGAGGUCAAGCGCGGGAUUCGCGAACCCAACCAGGAAGACCCAUUCGAGCUUUUCAUUACUCUCAACCAGAUCCGCUAUGUCUACUACAAGGAAACCGAGAAGAUCUUGGGUAACACUUACGGCAUGUGUGUGCUGCAAGACUUCGAGGCCAUGACUCCCAACUUGCUUGCGCGAACCGUCGAGACCGUCGAGGGUGGAGGUUUGGUUAUUUUGUUGUUGAAGAGCAUGACCAGUUUGAAGCAGCUCUACACCAUGUCCAUGGAUAUUCACUCGCGAUACCGAACUGAGGCACACGAUGAUGUGGUCGCUCGUUUCAACGAGCGAUUCAUUCUGUCUCUGGGAAGCUGCGAUUCAUGCCUGGUAGUUGACGAUGAGUUGAACGUGCUGCCCAUCUCCGGCGGCAAGACCGUGAAGCCACUCCCUGCUCCCGAAACAACAGACGAGUCAUCCUCCGGUACAAAGAAGGAAUUGAAGGAAAUCAAGGAGAGUUUGGCGGACUCGAAGCCCGUAGGCCCUCUGCUCAGCCUGGCCCGCACCGUGGACCAAGCGAAGGCUCUUCUGACCUUUGUUGAUGCGAUCGCCGAGAAGACAUUGAAGAGCACCGUCACCCUGACCGCAGGUCGUGGACGAGGAAAGUCCGCCGCUCUCGGUGUUGCCAUUGCCGCGGCUAUCGCUCACGGGUACAGCAACAUUUUCAUCACAUCUCCCAGUCCAGAGAACUUGAAGACCCUCUUCGAAUUCAUUUUCAAGGGCUUCGAUGCACUUGGAUACCUCGAUCACGUUGAUUAUACUAUCCUUCAGUCGACUAACCCCGACUUCAACAAGGCUGUUGUGCGUGUCAACAUUCACCGCAACCACCGCCAAACCAUCCAAUACAUUCAGCCCCAGGAUGCACAGGUCUUGGGACAAGCAGAGCUCCUUGUCAUCGAUGAGGCUGCCGCUAUUCCUUUGCCGUUGGUUCGCAAGCUGAUGGGACCUUACCUGGUGUUCAUGUCCUCUACUAUCAAUGGCUACGAAGGCACGGGCCGGUCCCUGUCUCUGAAGCUGAUCCAACAGCUGCGGGAACAAUCCCGAACCGGACUCAAGACAGACGAUACCGACGUCGCCGAUCGCAGCACAGGAAAGUCGGCUAAGGGUACUGAUAAGAACCUUACCGGCCGCACCUUGAGGGAGAUCACUCUUGCAGAGCCCAUUCGAUAUGCACCGGGUGAUUCCGUUGAGAAGUGGCUGAACAAGGUCCUUUGCCUUGAUGCAACUCUCCCUAAAUCUCGCAUGAACACACAAGGAUGCCCUCACCCGUCGCAGUGCCAGCUGCUCCAGGUCAACCGUGAUACCCUGUUCUCCUUCCACCCUGUUUCCGAGAAGUUCUUGCAGCAGAUGAUGGCCCUCUACGUUGCCAGUCACUACAAGAACACACCCAACGAUCUCCAGCUUAUGACUCUAUGUUCUCGUCCCCCUAUUGAUGAGGAGGCCACCAAGUUGCCCGAGCCUCUUUGUGUUAUUCAGGUCGCCCUUGAAGGUCGCAUCAGUCGCCAGAGCGUGCUCAACAGUUUGAGCCGUGGUCAGCGCGCAGGCGGUGAUCUGAUUCCGUGGUUGGUCAGCCAGCAGUUCCAGGAUGAGAACUUCGCCAGUCUCUCGGGUGCUCGUGUCGUCCGUAUCGCAACUAACCCCGAGUAUGUGGGUAUGGGCUACGGCUCUCGGGCUAUGGAGCUUUUGGUCGAUUUCUUCGAGGGCAAGUUCACCAACUUGGAGGAGGGUAACAUUGCUGCUGAGGAGGAAAUGGUCCGUGUUACCGACGAAGAGCUCGCUAGCUCUAGCCUCCUGGAUGACAACGUUCACGUCCGAGAUAUUCGCUCCAUGCCUCCACUCUUCGGCAAGCUGAGCGAACGUCGCCCAGAUGUUCUCGACUACAUCGGUGUCAGCUACGGUCUCACCCCAUCUCUCCACAAGUUCUGGAAGCGCGGUUCCUUCGUUCCUGUUUAUCUGCGCCAGACUCCCAACGAACUCACUGGCGAGCACUCCUGCGUGAUGGUUCGCACUCUCUCCACCGGUGAGACUGACGAUGCCUGGCUGAGCGCCUACGCGCGAGACUUCCACAAGCGAUUCCUCGCCCUGCUGUCCUACCAAUUCGGCCAGUUCCCGUCCGUCCUCUCUCUGAGCAUCUGCGAGUCUGCCAACUCCGGUGCCAAGAAGGACCCGAAGUUCACACCCCGCGUGCUGAGCAAGCCCGACCUCGAUGCCGUCUUCUCGCCCUUCGAUCUCAAGCGUCUGGACAGCUACGCCAACAACCUUCUGGAUUACCACGUUAUUCUUGACCUGAUCCCUACCCUCUCUGACUACUACUUUUCCAACCGUCUCGAGGGCAAGGUCAGCCUUUCUGGUGUGCAGCAGUCCAUUCUCCUCGCCAUCGGCUUGCAGCACAAGAACCUCGAGGACCUUGAGAAGGAAUUGAACCUCCCCUCCUCCCAGCUUCUCGCUAUGUUCCUCAAGAUUGUCCGCAAGAUCUCCACUCACUUCCGUAAUCUGAUCGAGAACCACAUCGAGCAAUCUCUGCCCGCUCAGAAGAUCCGUCUCGAGACCUCUGAAGCCCACGAUGAUGAGCCCGAGGUCAAGCUUCAACCCCUGCCCAUCAGCCUCGAGGAUGAGCUCCGCGAGGGAGGCAAGAAGAUCGAAGAGGAGAUGCUCGCCAAGCAACGCGCUUUGGCUACCUCUAAGCCUGAGGGACUUGACGGCUCUAAGCCAUCCAAGCGCAAGAAGGUCGAGACCGCGCGUGAUAUCUACGACAAGGAAAUUGACUCUAAGAGGCAAAAGAUGAUCAAGAAGGGCACCGAGGGCCGCAAAAAGCGCUGA
Molecule: messenger RNA, 3087 nt
Organism: Penicillium paradoxum
Lineage: Eukaryota; Fungi; Ascomycota; Eurotiomycetes; Eurotiales; Aspergillaceae
Product: ribosome biosynthesis protein KRE33
Exons: 3
Coding region: 1-3087 (1028 amino acids)
Biological process (GO): rRNA acetylation involved in maturation of SSU-rRNA
Cellular component (GO): 90S preribosome; nucleolus
Molecular function (GO): tRNA binding; 18S rRNA cytidine N-acetyltransferase activity; ATP binding
Source: RefSeq, a predicted model, not a curated record